This is a messenger RNA of Cryptotermes secundus, 3949 nucleotides long. RefSeq lists its product as uncharacterized. The transcript is spliced from 6 exons. The record is from RefSeq and is a predicted model, not a curated record. Lineage: Eukaryota; Metazoa; Arthropoda; Insecta; Blattodea; Kalotermitidae. Bases 191 to 1354 code for a protein of 387 amino acids.
GCAGUAGAAAGGCAUUGUGUAUCUAUGCUUUUACUGUGAGCUGCAGGAUCAGUACCCUGUGUUGCUUGUCCGUUAAUGUAAUCAUUUGAAAAGUGCGCGAAAAGUGAAAUAGUUUGUGGUCGUUGAAGUGUUAUAUAUCCAUUAAUAGUUUUAACAUUGUGGUAUUACAGAUGUAAGGAUUUUCAUCGAAAUGUCCGCUUUCUCCCUUAGAAAUUCGGAAGGUGAUGAUAGUGAUAAUAGUGAUAUUGAUGAUGUACUGAAGACAAAGCUGGCUGAUUUGGAAAAGGAAGUGAAAGCUUUGCAUUUGCAAAAGGAUGAACUUGAGCAUCUUGUCCAGCAACCUGUAGAGUUCAAGUGUGCUGCAGGCAAGAAACACCUGGCAAGAACAGAAAGCUCUCAGAAACACCUUCUGCAAUUGGAGAAUAAGUUCCUGCUGAAAAAAUUGAUGUUCCACAGACUAUCAGGUGUGGUUACAGCCAAAAGGGAGGGGAAGGAGAUAAUUCUGCAGUUCAAUGCGUCAGUCAGGGGACGCUAUUUUGAGCCAGGUUAUGUCCAUUUCAGGAGGCUGGCUGGAGGUUCCUGGAGUGUGGUACGUUACUUCCUUCAUGAUGCAGUCAAUGUAAGAGAGAUGGCUAAGACCUAUCCCUUGACUGAUGAAGAGGAAUUCAUCCACUUUGUACAGUCUGUUCAGCUGUGUGUAGAAGCUUACAAUGAUAGGAAGUGUCAGAUCACACGUGCAAAGGAGGUGGCACAAUCCAAAGAACUGAAUCUCUUCAGCAGCAUUGACUGCAUGUUCGUGAUGCUCACAGUAAAGGAAAGUAAUAAGCGAUCAUUUCCAGUGACCAUCAGCUUAAUUUAUGAGCCCAGUGGAGUCAGGCCUGUGUCUCUUGAAGCCCAGAGCAAAGGUGCUGAUAAGAAAAUUCUGUCCAAAGCUGCAGAAGAGUUUGAAAUUUUCAAGAAACUGUCUCUGGAUGAAGGUUUGGCCAUUUUAUUUUUGAAGGAAGAGCAGAGCAAUGGAAGCCCUUCACCCGAAGGAAGCAGCAUGUUCCAUGUCUUGGAAGAAGCAGACCACGAGGAUGAGAGAAGAGGCUCUGCUAUGCGGCUGGAUUCAGUUGAGUUGACAAGUGAAAGUGACAGUUCAGAUGUGGGUUCAGCCAAGGUUAAAAGGAAAGGCAUAUCGUUGGGUUCAAGGAAAGGUGUAAACAGACCAAGGAAUCAUGCAGGUUCGAGGCUGGUUAGGGUUUCCCGUGGGAGUUCGAGAGGGAACACAGGAAGAAAUGCUAAUAGGAGUGUAAGAAGGGAUGUAGCGACAAGUUUGAGAAGUAGAGGUAGGAAUAUGAAGAAAAGAAGGUAAAUGACUAAAUCUGAAAGCUUGGAGUGUGUAAAGUGACCAUUUUAUAAUUUUCUGGGACCAUUCUAGAAUGAAGCAAGUAGCACUACUAAACAUUAUUGUUUCAUAAGACAUUUUUACUUCCACAAGUUUGCUGAAUCACUGUAAGAAUACCAUACAGGUUGCAGUACAGGCUCCAGGCUGUUCUGACUUUCAUGGUUUUCCUCAGUCACUCCAGGCAAAUUUUCAGAUAGUACCUCAAUCAGACAAUCACUGCUUCCUUCCAAAUCCUUUCCAGUUCAUGGUCCAUUAGUCAUCCUUUUGUCCAGUGCUAUAGUCUCAGUACUGAAGGCACUGUUAAGUGACCCAUGAAAGAAUUUAAGAAUGAGGCAUAGUAUUCAUUACUACGUAAUUUAUUUGUAUUUAGCAUUGGGUGUAGAGAUUCAGAGCUGUACUUGGGUUUUGUAUUGUUACACUAACUGCUAACCAUGCAGAGGAAGAUGCUAGGAUUCCUUUGGAGACGUGGAUUUCCUCAGAGUAACAUGAAGACAUGAUGAAUAUGUAAUGUCAUUCACAAAUUAAGACUCAAUGAGGGCCAGUGAUUCCCUCCAGAGUAUCUAACAGAGACUUGGCAGGGGAUAAUGGUUGUGGGGAUGAAUGAGGUACCUCCUGUGGGGUAGAUGUUAGGCUUACACAGGGUGGACUGAUUUGUAGUAGCCAUUAUAUUAUAAUUACCUCUUAAGCAUCUGUUCAGCACUGUUGUGGAGAAUUGAUGGUUGGACCCUAUCCCAAGUUGCAGUUUGGUGUCAACUGUGUUCGAUUUUAGUGGCACUGAUUAAUUUGGUCUUGACUAUUUGUUUGAUAUCUGAUGUUACUCAGUAUACAUUCUGCCAUUCCAUCCAGUCUGAGGUUUGCCCUUUGCAAACAAAUAUACCUUUAUAACAUUUUCUUUCAACAAAUUGUGGUUAUGUUUUUGUUUUUGAGUAAUGUUUACAUUUUGUGAGGGCUUGAGGUGUGUUGAAGUGGUGCCUGGAAUAAAUUUUAUCCUCAUUUUGGCAGGGGGCUUUCCUUUUACUGUUGUUGAGAUAUUGUGAUUUUGCUGCAAGUAAGACAUUACAUACUUCUGCAUUAUCGGAGAUUUUCCUUGUGCCACAAGUAAUAUUACUUGUUUUAUAUGGCCUGAUUAACUGUUUGAACGCCUCACUCCAUGGGGCAAUUACUCUCUGAGUGGUCUGGUGAAAAUUUGAGAACUUUCAUAUCAUUAUAUGCAAAAGAAAAUUAAUUUAUGAGAAUGAAAGGGAGGGUCAUUAUUACUCAAUGUUUCUUGGGAUGGGGCCCGUAUAGCAAAGAAUGACAGAAGGCUAGCAAGAACUUGAGAAGUGUUCUUGGGCAGUCAGCCAUGUCAGUGUGGAGUUGGUGUCAACAUCUGAGAGACUGCUUAUCUCCAUCAUCUGGGGUUUAUAUGAUGGGUGUUGCAUUUGCACACUGUUUGGGGGGCAGACAUUCUCUGAAAUGUUGCACGCCAACUGCACAUUGACAUAGCUCAUCAUCCAAAAUGUUUUAAUUGUAUACUGUGGUUGUGAAAGCAUCAGUCAUAUAGUUCCACCAUAUUGAAAUGAUUAUUAAUUGUAAGAUGUGGCCAUCAACAAUAAUUACAUGAACAGUGAACUCACAAUCUGAGGAAUGAUACUACUUAUGGGAUUUUAAACAAAUUCAAUUCUUUAUUACACAAGUAAUUGGUUUGUGUGAAAUCUACAGAUAGUAAUCAUAGUCUGUUUAUAUUGAAUUUGAUACGGGUAGUCAUUGCAUUGCCUCUCACUGUGCAAAUCAUGGGCACUUAGAAAAUUGGUAAUAUGAAACCAUUCCCAUAUAUGGCCCUGCUUACAGCUCAGUCUCUCUCUCAGCAGCAUGUCAGUUUGAUAUGUUGGAAGAGAUCAACUAUGUAAGUUGCAACUUCAUAUGAAAUGUUUUGUUCUUAUGAUACACCUUUGAAAAAGUUUCCCAGCUAAAAAACAUGUUUCUGUUAAAUGCAUGAAGCAGUUGCAGUUCUAUUCUUAAGGUAUGCUAGUUGAGAAAGGAAUCUUGUUAUCAGAGCCAUGUCAUGGCUUCACUACAUGUAGUUAGGAUUUAUGCACACAAUAUGUUUGGUAUAUAUGAAUAACUUCCAACUGAUUUGUGAUGACUUCAUUUUGUGUGUAGGUAUAUAUAUGCCAUAUUUUGAUCCACAUAAUAUCAGGACAAUACACAACUUAUUUUUUGAGUAAAUAUGGUAAUUGAAGUAAGUGAUACAAUGUUUUCUGCAUUUAGGUAUGUUCAGUGUGCAUAACAUUGCUUGAGAGAAUAAUUUUGAUACUGCUGAGCUCUACAACAGGAUUCUCCAAAUGUUUUAAUUUCAGUCAGUUAAAUGAAACAUGAUUUUAAUUGUUUAAGGGGAAUGGGGUAUGGAAUAGGCAUUAAACCCGAUAAUGUGCGGCAGAGUCACAUGCACGCCAAAGCUUUACAUGUACCUCACAGGAGAGCACGGUGCAUCUUGCACAUGACUGAACUUUCACUCACUCACUCACUCACUCACUCACUCAUGGAGCUGAGCCCUUCUUGAGAUGCUGCCACUUGUGCAUU